CAUGGCUGCUGUCUCGCUAUCAUCUGCAGUCUUCCUCUUCUCCCUCACUAACAUCUUUCUUUUCUCCAUCUCAUCAUGGGAAGCAGAAGCUCAUCCAGUGUCUACUUUGAUCAAGAAAAAGCUUUACAAAAACUUGUUCUUACAUAAGGACGACAAAGCAUGCCCUGCAAAUAACUUCUACACCUACCGCUCUUUCAUCAAGGCAACCAAAUUCUUCCCGGCAUUCGGCAAUACCGGAAGUCUAGCCACCCGAAAGCGUGAGAUUGCAGCCUUUCUUGCUCAGAUCUCCCACGAGACCACAGGCGGGUGGGCUACUGCCCCCGACGGACCAUAUUCCUGGGGUUUGUGCUACAAAGAGGAAAUCAGUCCGGGCAGCAGUUACUGUGAUAACACCGACAAAGAGUGGCCAUGCUAUCCUGGAAAAUCGUACAAAGGAAGAGGACCAAUUCAAUUAUCUUGGAACUAUAAUUAUGGCCAGGGAGGAAAGGCAUUAGGGUUUGAUGGGCUAAAGAAUCCAGAAUUAGUUGCAAACAGUUCCGUGAUCGCGUUCAAAACAGCUUUAUGGUUCUGGAUGACGGAGCAGAAGCCGAAGCCCUCAUGUCACAAUGUCAUGGUAGGUCGAUAUCUGCUUACGAAAGCCGACGUGGAGGCUAAUCGGACUGCCGAGUUCGGAAUGGUUACGAACAUCAUUAACGGUAGACUUGAAUGCGGAAUAGGAAGCGAUGCCCGGGUGAAUGACCGAAUUGGCUAUUUCAAAAGAUAUGCUAGUCUGUUUAGUGUUCAAACUGGAUCAUCUUUAGAUUGUGAAAAUCAAAAACCCUUUUAGAAUUUGUGACGCUCAAUUAGUCAUAUAUACGUCGCAAGUCAGUUGGAUUUAGUGUUUACACAUGGCAUCCAUCACCAUUGAAAAUAAUAGUGCAUGUGUAUCUGGCUAGCUA
Molecule: messenger RNA, 938 nt
Organism: Argentina anserina (silverweed cinquefoil)
Lineage: Eukaryota; Viridiplantae; Streptophyta; Magnoliopsida; Rosales; Rosaceae
Product: chitinase 10
Exons: 2
Coding region: 2-826 (274 amino acids)
Biological process (GO): carbohydrate metabolic process; cell wall macromolecule catabolic process; chitin catabolic process
Molecular function (GO): chitinase activity
Source: RefSeq, a predicted model, not a curated record